Messenger RNA from Suncus etruscus (white-toothed pygmy shrew), 815 nucleotides. It is a transcript of the gene ARL10, whose product is annotated as ADP ribosylation factor like GTPase 10. The record is from RefSeq and is a predicted model, not a curated record. Gene Ontology annotation, molecular function: GTP binding; GTPase activity. The transcript is spliced from 4 exons. NCBI's taxonomy places the organism in Eukaryota, Metazoa, Chordata, Mammalia, Eulipotyphla, Soricidae. The coding region runs from base 7 to 741 and encodes 244 amino acids.
UCUGCCAUGGCGCCGCGGCCGCUGGGCGCCGUGGUGCUGGCGCUGGGGGGCGCCGCGGCCGUGCUGGGCUCGGUGCUCUUCCUCCUCUGGAAGGCCUACGGCGGCCGCGGGCGGGAAGGCAGCCGCGACGGCGCCGAGGAUCGGUGGGGCGCGGAGCCUGGCCGCUUCCCUGAGUGGGACGCGUGGGACCCCGAGGACGAGGAGGCCGAGGAGCCGGCGCUGGAGGAGCUGGAGCAGCGCGAGGUGCUGGUGCUGGGUUUGGAUGGCUCCGGCAAGACCACGUUCCUGCGCGUGCUGGCUGGGAAGCCCCCGCAUGAAGACCAUGUACCCACCUCGGGCUUCAACUCAGUGCGUCUGCCCACCAAGGACUUCGAGGUGGACCUGCUGGAGAUCGGUGGCAGCCAGAACCUGCGCUUCUACUGGAAGGAGUUUGUGAAUGAGGUGGACGUGCUGGUGUUUGUGGUGGAUUCUGCAGAUCAAUCGCGCCUUCCCUGCGCCCGCCAAGAGCUUCACAGGCUGCUGGACAAGGACCCCGACCUGCCAGUGGUGGUGGUGGCUAACAAGCAGGACCUAAGUGAAGCAGUGAGCAUGGUGCAGCUGCAACAGGAGCUGGGUCUGCAGACCCUCGACAGCCAGCGCGAGGUCUUCCUGCUUGCUGCCAGCGUGGCCCCCACGGGACCCGGCUUUGAGAACCCGGGCACCGUGCACAUCUGGCGGCUGCUGCUGGAGCUGCUCUCCUAGGCUGCAGCCAACGGGACCAGCCUGGAGCCACCAAGAGAAACCUCUCUGGGGCGGAGGCCACGUGUUGAGGCUGU